Messenger RNA from Solanum lycopersicum (tomato), 507 nucleotides. RefSeq lists its product as uncharacterized. The record is from RefSeq and is a predicted model, not a curated record. Lineage: Eukaryota; Viridiplantae; Streptophyta; Magnoliopsida; Solanales; Solanaceae.
AUGAUUGGAGUUAACAACGGUGGUGUUACUUUAAAGAUUUGGAGACAUUACCUGUAUAGUGUUCACGGUUAUGUAUUCACUGACCAUAAGAGCUUAAAGUAUGUGUUCACUCAAAAGGAUUUAAAUCUUUUCCAAAGGAUGUGGCUCGAGUUGUUGAAGAAUUAUGACAUGACUGUCCCAUAUCAUCUCAAAAAAGUGAAUAUGGUAAUGAAUGCUCUUAGUCCAUUUUUGAUGGGUAGUGUUGCUCAUGUUGAGGAUGAUAAGAAGGAGUUGGUUCAUGAUGUGCAUAAAUUUUUCCGAAUGGGUGUUCAUUUUGUUGAUUCUAAUGAAGGUGGUGUACUUGCUCAUAAUGGUUUGAAAUUAUCUUUUGCAUCAGAUAUAAUGGCUAAGCAUGACCUUGAUAUGAUUAUGGUUGAAUUGAAGAAGUCAAUUCCGACAAAUCCAUCAAGGCUUUUUUCUAAUAGGGAGAUAGUGCCCCUCGAUAUCAAGGUCAGUUAUGUAUUGUGA